AUGACGGAGUUAGCAACAGGAAGAAAUCGUUUGAUGAAGUGUCUUUUUAAUAUUGGACUUUCGAAGAAAAUUUGUCAAGGUAAUUCUGGUGUCACCACAGUUGAUCGGCAAAGUGUUACAGAAUGA
Dentiscutata heterogama is the source of this 126-nucleotide messenger RNA. NCBI's taxonomy places the organism in Eukaryota, Fungi, Glomeromycota, Glomeromycetes, Diversisporales, Gigasporaceae. The record is from the annotation of a GenBank genome assembly.